AUGCAAUGGUUCGAGAGACACCGUGGGCUAGCCGUCGGGAUCGUCUUUGGGGGCGGGAGUCUAGGCUCUGCCAUUAUGAGUAUUGCGACCAACAUGAUGGUGAAGCAACUACCACUUGAAUGGAUAUUCCGCGUUCUAGCGUUUCUGUUGUGGGGGGUUUGUACUCCAGCUGCAUGCCUUAUCCGACAGCCAUCUCAUGCGAAGAACUCAGUCCCACGCCCACAAUGGUACCGUUUCCGCGAAAAGGAGUUCCUGAUCUUAUUUGUCGGCACCGGGCUGGCUUGCUUUCCUCUUUUUGUUCCCCCAUACUUUAUUCCUAUCUUCGCACGAUCGGUUACCCAUUCGCAGAAUAUCGCAGUCAUCAUGUUGGCCAUUUGGAACGUUGCCUCCACAGUAGGACGGGUGCUGGCCGGCUUCUUGUCGGAUUCAGUUUUGGGUCCGAUCAACAGUCUUAUCCUCUCACUCACGCUGGCCGGGCUCAGUGCACUUGUAAUCUGGCCCUUCUCUAGUACAACCGCCGUGCUAUCCAUAUUCAUUGUACUGAAUGGCUUCGGAUGUGGGGCGUUUUUCAGCCUGGUUCCCAGCACUAUAGGCGCCAUGUUUGGCGGCAAGAACACACUUGGGAUACUACCGAUCAUCUGGGCAGGAUGGUUCGUGGGCUUCUUUUUUGGAUCACCCAUUGCAUCUGGAAUUUAUUCGCUCUCUGGAAAAGCGGACAACGUCGAGUCAUAUCGGCCAGCGGCAUACUAUGCAGGUGCUAUGUCCAUAGUGGGACUUCUUUUCACGAUCGUUCUGCGCUCAAUGUAUUCAACGCACUUGCUCGUUAAAGUAUGA
Messenger RNA from Aspergillus oryzae RIB40, 834 nucleotides. RefSeq lists its product as uncharacterized. Bases 1 to 834 code for a protein of 277 amino acids. The record is from RefSeq and is a predicted model, not a curated record. Gene Ontology annotation, molecular function: transmembrane transporter activity. NCBI's taxonomy places the organism in Eukaryota, Fungi, Ascomycota, Eurotiomycetes, Eurotiales, Aspergillaceae. Gene Ontology annotation, cellular component: fungal-type vacuole membrane. Gene Ontology annotation, biological process: transmembrane transport. The transcript is spliced from 3 exons.